Molecule: messenger RNA, 984 nt
Organism: Trifolium pratense (red clover)
Lineage: Eukaryota; Viridiplantae; Streptophyta; Magnoliopsida; Fabales; Fabaceae
Product: LOB domain-containing protein 25-like
Exons: 2
Coding region: 161-688 (175 amino acids)
Source: RefSeq, a predicted model, not a curated record
CAAUAGUAAAUUCCCAAGACUUCUCUUCUGGUCUCUUACCUUCUUUUUCACUACCAUUAUUAUCAUUUUUAUUAUUAUUUAAGCAUAGCUAGAUCUUAAUUGAAAGAGCUUUAAUUUCUUGCAAGAAGAAUAUAUAGAGAAAGAUAUAUACAAUUAUAAAAUGGCAUCUUCAUCAAGCUGCUAUUCAAAUUCACCAUGUGCUGCCUGCAAAUUUUUGAGAAGGAAGUGCAUGCCAGAUUGCAUAUUUGCUCCAUAUUUUCCACCAGAAGAACCACAAAAAUUUGCAAAUGUGCACAAAAUAUUUGGUGCAAGUAAUGUAAGUAAACUUUUGAAUGAAGUUCAAGCACAUCAAAGAGAAGAUGCAGUGAAUUCUCUUGCUUAUGAAGCUGAAGCAAGAAUUAAAGAUCCUGUUUAUGGUUGUGUUGGUGCUAUUUCAAUUCUUCAAAGACAAGUUAUUAGACUCCAAAAGGAACUUGAUGCUACAAAUGCUGAUUUGAUUCGAUAUAGUACUUGCACCGAUCAUAUAUUGCCGAAUAAUCAACAUCAAGAUCACCAAGCUACAAGGAUUCAUGAAGAUGGAGGAGGUUCUUCUCUUGGUCCUCCUGCAACUUUUUACUAUCCUUCUCCUUGGAACAAUGAUCCACUUGGAGAUGGUAAUUUUCAUACAGGAGGAGGUGAUAAUAUAUAAUAUAAUAUAAUAAUUAAUAUAUUUUCAGCUAUAUACAUACCUUCUAAAUUACUAGUCCAUCAUCUAUAUAGAAUGAUAUAUACAUAAUCUUAUUAUCCCUUUAGGGUUCUAAAAAAUUUGAAUAUUUGAAGAAGGUGAUUUGCAUGUAUAUGUGUAUAUAUGUCUAUCUAUCAUCAACAUAUACAUGUAUACCAUAUGGUUUUAUAUAUGUGCUAAAGUCUAAAGAUGAAUAUAUGAAGGUGAAUUUGUAUGUAGAUUUGUACUUGUGAAUUCAAAUAAAUUUCUUGUUAUGGAAA